Molecule: messenger RNA, 1647 nt
Organism: Aspergillus calidoustus
Lineage: Eukaryota; Fungi; Ascomycota; Eurotiomycetes; Eurotiales; Aspergillaceae
Source: the annotation of a GenBank genome assembly
AUGCUUCCCCUUUACGCAAUUGCCUGUCUGGUCCGCGCCUCUUCGGCGACGCAGAAGACCCCCGAUGUGCCCAUUCCAACCCCUGACUAUUUCCAAACCACCCUCGGUCCCUUUGCAGGUCCCACCAAGGCCGGAGAGGCCGCGUUCCUCGCCCAAACCAGUCCCGUCUUCAACGAGCCAACCUACGUCCCAAACGCACCGUUGGUAACCAACCUUCCCAUAUCGGGCCAGCCCCAUGGCGGCAACAUCUUUUCCCUGAUGGGUACAUUGAGUCCCUACCUACCCAACCCUGUGGGAUUCGGCGUGGAUGAGUACCCACUGCCACCUGGCGCGAAUAUCACGCAGAUGCACAUGGUUCAUCGUCACGGCGCGCGAUACCCGACCUCGGGUUCUGCAACGGGCGAAUGGGCUCAAAAGAUCAUUGGAUUGCGCAAGGACGGGACGCGAUUUACGGGCGAUCUCGCGUUUCUCAAUCACUGGACCUACAGGCUCGGAGAGGCCGAGUUGACCGCACGGGGCCGGCAAGAGUUAUUCGACAGUGGCGUACUGCAUUUCUUCAACUACGGGAAGCUCCAUGACGCCGCGUCGAAAAUCAUAGUCCGCACAACGACGAUGGUGAGGAUGCUGCAGUCUGCGGAGAACUUCCUUAAUGGAUUCUUCGGUCCGGCUUGGACGAAUAAUGCGACGCUCGAGGUCAUUAUCGAGAGUGAGGGGUUCAAUAACUCGCUCGCGGGCAACAAGAUGUGUGAUAACGCUGCCAACGGGAACGGCGCGACAGGCGACCAGGCAAUGGACGAGUGGAUGGCCGUGUACCUCCGAAACGCAACAGAGCGAUUUCGCGGGCAGAUCUUCGGGGGUCUGAGCGCAAACUGGACAGUCAAGGAUACCUAUAAUGCCCAGACCAUGUGCCCCUACGAGACAGUCGCCUUGGGCUACAGCUCCUUCUGCACACUAUUCACGUGGGAAGAGUGGGAAAGGUUCGGGUACAUGACGGACCUGAAGCUGUACGGGAGCUACGGGAUGGCUUCUCCAGUGGGCCGAUCAAUCGGUCUCGGGUACCUCGAGGAGUUGAUUGCCCGGCUGGAAGGCCACCUGCCGAACCCGCCAACGGAUUCCAUCGCAUUAAACAAGACGCUCGAUUCGAUAACGUCGACCUUCCCGCUGAACCAAACUGUCUAUUUGGAUUUCAGUCACGAUAAUGAGAUGUUCUCCAUGUUGACGGCCUUGGGGCUCACGCAGUUUGGCGAGUUCCUACCCUCAACAAAUCCCUCCCGGGACCGUGCACUCGUCGGAAGCCACAUUGUCCCCUUUGCAGCACGCUUCGUGAUCGAAAUCAUCCAAGCGCCAAAGCCCAUCCCCGCGACUAGACUCAACGAUGGAGGAAUUUCCGGUCCUAUAUAUGAGCAAACAGGCGAUGAGACGGUGUACGUACAUAUGCUCAUCAACCAGCGGACUGUGCCACUGGGACGGAGCAUUGCAGCCUGUGGCCAGCGCGAUGAUGGAUAUUGUGAGUUGUCGACCUUUCUACGCGCGCAGCGGGAGAAUAUCGACAAGGCAAACUACGAGGCCAGCUGUUUCGGGGAUUAUAGCCUGCCCGCCUAUGGAGCGAUCAGAGAUGGUGCUUACCCAAGGAAUGUAACAUUCUGA